Messenger RNA from Hibiscus syriacus, 694 nucleotides. RefSeq names its product 14 kDa proline-rich protein DC2.15-like. The record is from RefSeq and is a predicted model, not a curated record. The transcript has a single exon. The coding region runs from base 48 to 449 and encodes 133 amino acids. Lineage: Eukaryota; Viridiplantae; Streptophyta; Magnoliopsida; Malvales; Malvaceae.
CUCUAUAAAUUUGUACUUCAGUGAAGAAGCUAUAAGGUUAGAGAGAGAUGGGUUCAAAGAGAUCAGCAUCUCAAGCCCUCUUUUUUGCUCUCAACAUUCUCUUCUUCUCUCUAGUCAGUGCUUGUGGUUCUUGCCCUUCUCCCAACCCCAAACCAAAACCAAAGCCCACUCCCUCCCCAUCUCCUGCAAUAGGCAAAUGUCCCAGAGAUGCCCUUAAAUUAGGCGUAUGUGCCGAAGUGCUUGGUUUGGUCAAUGCCACCGUUGGUUCACCACCGGUGCAGCCAUGUUGCAACCUUAUCCAGGGCCUUGCUGAUCUUGACGCUGCCGCUUGUCUUUGCACAGCAAUCAAAGCCAACGUUUUGGGCAUCAACCUUAAUAUCCCAGUUUCCCUCAGCUUGCUUCUCAACGUCUGCUCAAAGAAAGUUCCGUCCGGCUUCCAAUGUCCCUAAUCACUCUUUCAAAUUCCUUCUCUUUCUCUUCUUGUUGUUUUGAAGUUGUCAUUAAUUUUCCAGUUCGAAAUGGUAACUGCUUGUUUCCCUCGUUGUAGCGUUUGUUUCCUUGUGGAUUGAUAGUGAAAAAUUGUGUACUACUUUUAUUUCUUCAAGUGUUUUUCUUUGGGUUGUUUGUAUCUUUAAGGAAGAGUUCAAGACUUGUAUUAUUCAGUGCGUUUAUUUGAAUGAACCAACAUUCGUUC